Messenger RNA from Bufo bufo (common toad), 1017 nucleotides. Its product is annotated as hydroxycarboxylic acid receptor 2-like. The transcript has a single exon. Gene Ontology annotation, cellular component: membrane. The record is from RefSeq and is a predicted model, not a curated record. Gene Ontology annotation, biological process: G protein-coupled receptor signaling pathway. NCBI's taxonomy places the organism in Eukaryota, Metazoa, Chordata, Amphibia, Anura, Bufonidae. Gene Ontology annotation, molecular function: G protein-coupled receptor activity. Bases 1 to 1017 code for a protein of 338 amino acids.
AUGUUAGCACAUGAAAAUAAGAAGAUUUAUACCAUGCCAUCAUAUGGAUCUCAUUUAAUUUUUAACCAGAGCAAUAACACCUGUUGCUUUUUUGAGGACCCUAUACUAGCUAAUGUGCUCCCUGCAAUUUUAAUCAUAAUUGUUUUGCUAGGAUCUAUCCUUAAUGGAACUGCCUUAUGGGCUUUCUUAUUUAGUGUCAAGUCUUGGAAAUCCAGCACAGUAUAUCUCUUCAACCUGUCAGUAGCUGAUUUCUUCUUGAUUAUCUGCCUACCAUUCAGAAUAGACUAUUAUCGGAAGCAGAAGACCUGGAUUUACGGAGAUAUCCCAUGCAGAAUAAUGCUUUUUGUGCUUGCCAUGAACAGGGCAGGAAGUAUCUUCUUUCUUACACUCGUGGGUUUGGAUCGAUAUUUUAAAGUAGUCCAUCCGCACCAUAUGGUCAACUCCAUUUCUAUCAAGAAUGCUAUUGUUGUUGCUUGUUCUGUUUGGCUUAUUGCGAUAUUGGUGACUGUGUUUAUUCUCACUAAAGACCACACUGGUGGCAACAUAUUCAGGGAGGCAUAUUGUGACAGUUUUAUUGUGUGUCCUGCUGACACGUAUUGGCAUGACCUCCUUUUCAUUAUUGAGUUUUUUCUCCCUUUGUGCAUUGUCCUAUUUUGUUCGUAUAGCAUCAUCUGGAAGCUUAGACAGAGGAAUAUGAACAAGGAUUCAAAGAUUAAAAGGGCUGUCAAAUGUAUCAUAUUGGUUGGAUUUGUCUUUUUUAUAUGCUUUUUACCAAGUGUGUCCUCCAGAAUUGAAAUCAUAAGGCUCCAGGAGACUCCACAACACAGCAAUUGCAGUAUCUACAAAUCUAUGGAAACAGCUUUCUUUAUCACUAUGUGCUUUACUUACAUGAACAGUAUGUGCAAUCCUUUAUUGUAUUACCUUUCAAAUCCUUCAUUAAGAACUUAUUAUUUCACAAUGAUCCUUAAACUUAGACUAAGACCCUCUGCUUGUCCAAAAUCUGAUUUUCCUAAUUGA